UGCACUAAGCAGGAAGUGGUAGCUGUUUGUUUCUCAUUAUCAAAUCGAAAAAAGUAGUAAUAAGCAUUUGUUUCUGUAAAAUUGGACUUUUUUCCAAUUUAUUGUAAUCGUUGCCUGCUGUAGUCAUAACUAAUGCUAUUGAAUGUAUGUAUAUCUGACAAAAUUUGAGCGAAGUGGUCACCCACAGUGACACUUUGAAGCUAAGUUCGCUUAACUUAAGGUUAGCACUUUUAAAAUUAGUGUAACAUUAAUUGAUAUUAUUAAACAUUUGGUCCGGGCAGCUGCAAAAUGCAUCGGAGAGGAGUGGGUGCUGGAGCUAUUGCCAAAAAGAAGCUUGCAGAGGCCAAAUACAAAGAAAGAGGGACUGUUCUUGCAGAGGAUCAGAUUGUUCAGAUGUCUAAACAGUUGGAAACCUUCAAGUCCUACCUGGAGGAAUUUGCCAGUAAACAACAACAAGAGAUCCGCAAGAAUUCACAGUUCAGGAUUCAGUUUCAGGAAAUGUGUGCCACCAUUGGAGUUGACCCACUUGCCUCUGGCAAAGGUUUUUGGUCAGAGAUGCUUGGAGUAGGUGACUUCUAUUAUGAGCUUGGUGUACAGAUUGUUGAAGUGUGUUUGGCCUUGAAACACAGAAAUGGGGGGCUUAUUACCUUGGAUGAACUUCAUCAGAGAGUAUUGAAAGGACGUGGUAAAUAUGCACAGGAUGUGAGCCAAGAUGACUUGGUGAGGGCCAUAAAGAAACUGAAGGUGAUGGGGAAUGGGUUUGGGAUGAUUCCAGUUGGUGGUUCGUAUUUGGUGCAGUCAGUCCCAGCAGAGCUCAAUAUGGACCAUACUGUAGUCCUACAGCUGGCAGAGAAGAAGGGCUAUGUUACAGUGAGUGAGAUCAGGGACAGUUUAAAAUGGGAGAAGGAACGGGCUUGUCACGUGCUGGAUCACCUCCUGAAAGAAGGACUGGCUUGGUUAGAUUCACAGGCAUCUGGAGAGCCACAGUACUGGCUGCCUGCUCUCUUUUCGGAGCUGACUUCCAGUGAUGUCACACCUGAGGAGGCCAAUCAAAUGACACCUUAAAUAAAGCUGAAUGGACCUGGACUGUGUAGUGUGGACUUUGGUAAACACAAUGUUCCAUGCUGUUCAGGCUCUUGUGAUAAGAGUUGGCUGGAUUUAUUGGAGCUGGCAAGCAGGACAGAUUCUCUCUAAAAUCCCACUCUGGAGCCAAGGAAGGAACAUUUUACUUCCUGGAGUCUUCUGACAAAUAUCGGUGGAAUUGCUGUGACGUCAUUGAAAACAGGAUGUAGCAUAUGUUGCUUCCUGUUACAUUGCAUGAGACAUCGAGUAUAAGAUGAUUGGUUCACCUGGUGAUUAUGGUUGUAGGUGGUUUAUGGGUUAUUUUCAGUCUCAAGAACAUAUUUCCAUUAUUUGUUAGUUUGGCAGCAUCUUGAAAAACAGUGACCUAAACAGAUGACCUGGAUUUUUAUGUCAGCAUUUAAUAAUAAAUGCAUUUUCAUGUCAUUAUUUUAGUUGAAAGUUGCUUACAUUGCUCUGGCGCCUGAAUUGUAAUGGUACACACACUACAUUUGA
Molecule: messenger RNA, 1575 nt
Organism: Thalassophryne amazonica
Lineage: Eukaryota; Metazoa; Chordata; Actinopteri; Batrachoidiformes; Batrachoididae
Gene: snf8
Product: SNF8 subunit of ESCRT-II
Exons: 8
Coding region: 289-1065 (258 amino acids)
Biological process (GO): protein transport to vacuole involved in ubiquitin-dependent protein catabolic process via the multivesicular body sorting pathway
Cellular component (GO): ESCRT II complex
Source: RefSeq, a predicted model, not a curated record